Messenger RNA from Equus quagga, 7773 nucleotides. Its product is annotated as zinc finger protein 184-like. Gene Ontology annotation, molecular function: DNA-binding transcription repressor activity, RNA polymerase II-specific. Lineage: Eukaryota; Metazoa; Chordata; Mammalia; Perissodactyla; Equidae. Bases 158 to 3466 code for a protein of 1102 amino acids. The transcript is spliced from 10 exons. Gene Ontology annotation, biological process: negative regulation of transcription by RNA polymerase II. The record is from RefSeq and is a predicted model, not a curated record.
CCGGGAGACUGUGGACUCGACUGGGCAGUUGCGCCGUCGCUUCCGCUGGGCAUCCUUGUGAGACCGGGUCGGCGCCCCAGCUUUGGCCUCUAUGGACUCUGCUUCUCCAUGCAAGUAAACCCCAAGGAGGACUGACCAGUUCUUGAAUUUCUAAACCAUGGCCCAUGGAUCAGUGAUGUUCAGUGACGUGUCCAUAGACUUCUCUCAGGAGGAGUGGGAGUACCUGGACUUGGAACAGAGGGCCUUGUACAGAGAUGUAAUGUUGGAGAACUACAGCAACUUGGUCUCAUUGGGUUGCUUCAUUUCUAAACCAGAUGUAAUUUCUUUAUUGGAGCAAGGAAAAGAGCCCUGGAAAGUUGUGAGGAAAGGAAAAAGACGAUAUCCAGAUUUGGAGACCCGGUAUGAGAGCAAGAAGUUAUCUUCAGAAAAUGACAUUUAUGAAAUAAACUUAUCCCAGUGGAAGAUAAUGGAAAGAAUUAAAAGCCAUGGCCUUAAGGACCUUAUUUUAAAAAAUGAUUGGGAGUCCAAAAGAAAAUUUGAACGACAAGGAUAUGUCAGUCAGAUGAAAAUUCCAUCUCAAAAAGUGUCCUCUUACCAGAAACGCACAUCUCUUACUCCACAUCAGAGAAUUCAUUUUGUUGAGAAACCCUAUGAAUGUAAGGAAUGUGGGAAGGCAUUUAGAGUACGCCAACAACUUACUUUUCAUCACAGAAUUCAUACUGGUGAGAAACCCUAUGAAUGUAAGGAAUGUGGGAUGGCCUUCAGACAAACUGCACACCUUACUCGACAUCAGAGACUUCAUUCUGGUGAAAAACUAUAUGAAUGUAAGGAAUGUAGAGAAUCAUUCAUAUGUGGCCCAGACCUCAGAGUACAUCAGAAAAUUCAUAUUGGUGAGAAGCCCUAUGAAUGUAAAGAAUGUGGGAAGGCCUUCAGAGUGCGUGGACAGCUUACUCUCCAUCAGAGGAUUCAUACUGGUGAGAAACCCUAUGUAUGUACAGAAUGUGGAAAGGCCUUUAGACAGUAUGCACACCUUACUCGACAUCAGAAGCUUAAUAUUGCUGACAAACUCUAUGAAUGUAAAGAAUGUGGGAAGGCCUUUUUGUGUGGCUCUGGCCUUAGAGUACAUCACAAGCUUCAUACUGGUGAGAAACCCUAUGAAUGUAAGGAAUGUGGGAAGGCCUUUAGAGUUCGGCAACAGCUAACACUCCACCAGAGAAUUCAUACUGGUGAGAAACCCUAUGAAUGUAAGGAAUGUGGAAAGACCUUUAGUCGUGGUUAUCAUCUUAUUCUUCAUCACAGAAUUCAUACUGGUGAGAAACCUUAUGAAUGUAAGGAAUGCUGGAAGGCCUUUAGUCGUUACUCACAACUUAUUUCACAUCAGAGUAUUCAUAUUGGUGUUAAACCCUAUGACUGUAAGGAAUGCGGGAAGGCCUUUAGACUACUCUCCCAACUUACACAACAUCAGAGUAUUCAUAUCGGUGAGAAACCCUAUAAAUGUAAGGAAUGCGGGAAAGCCUUUAGAUUGCGCCAAAAACUUACUCUACAUCAGAGCAUUCAUACUGGUGAAAAACCCUUUGAAUGUAAAGAAUGUAGGAAGGCCUUUAGACUUAAUUCAUCCCUUAUUCAACAUCUGAGAAUUCAUUCUGGUGAGAAACCCUAUGAAUGUAAGGAAUGUAAGAAGGCCUUUAGACAACAUUCACACCUUACCCAUCAUCUGAAAAUUCAUAAUGUUAAACAAGCACUGUCAAGUUAUGUCCCGGUCAUACUGAAGCUGUGGGGUCUGGAGAUCUGGCUUUUCUGGACACUGCUGUUCUCCAACAGAGAAGUCUGGAGAAGGACUGACCGGUUCUUGCAGUUUGAAACCAUGGCCCAUAGUUCGGUGACAUUCAGGGACGUGGCCAUAGACUUCUCACAGGAAGAAUGGGAGUGCCUGGACUCGGCUCAGAGGGACCUGUAUCGGGAUGUGAUGUGGGAGAAUUACAGCAACUUCGUCUCGCUGGCAGGACCUUCCAUUUCUAAACCAGACACAAUUACCUUAUUGGAUGAAGGGAAGGAGCCCUGGAUGGUUGUGAGGGAAGGGACAAGAAGACACUGCCCUGAUUUGGAGUCCAGAUACAGGACCAAUACGUUAUCUCCAGAAAAGGACAUUUAUGAAAUAUAUUCAUUCCAAUGGGAGAUAAUGGAAAGAAUUAAAAGCUAUAGCCUUCAGGACUCCAUUUUCAGAAAUGAUUGGGAAUGCAAAAGCAAGAUGGAGGGGCAAAAGGAACCACAAGAGGGAUAUUUUGGGCAAGUGAAAAUUACUUCUGAAAAAAUGACCACUUACAAAAAGCAUAAUUUCCUUGCUGAAUAUCAGAGAGUUCAUAAUGGAGAAAAGUUAUAUGAAUGUAAGGAAUGUAGGAAGACCUUUAUUCGUCGCUCAACACUUAGUCAACAUCUGAGAAUUCAUACUGGUGAGAAACCUUAUAAAUGUAAGGAAUGUGGGCAGGCCUUUAGACAGCGUGCACACCUUAUUCGACAUCACAAACUUCAUACUGGUGAGAAACCCUAUGAAUGUAAGGAAUGUGGGAAGGCCUUUACGGUGCUCCAAGAACUUACUCAACAUCAGAGACUUCAUACAGGUGAAAAGCCCUAUGAAUGUAAGGAAUGUGGGAAGGCCUUUAGAGUACAUCAGCAACUUGCUCGACAUCAGAGAAUUCACACUGGUGAGAAACCCUAUGAAUGUAAGGCAUGUGGGAAGACCUUUAGGCAGUGUACACACCUUACUCGACAUCAGAGACUUCACACUGCUGAGAAGCUCUAUGAAUGUAAGGAAUGUGGGAAAGCCUUCGUAUGUGGUCCAGACCUUAGAGUACAUCAGAAAAUUCAUUUUGGUGAGAAACCCUAUGAAUGUAAGGAGUGUGGAAAGGCUUUUAGAAUAUGCCAACAACUUACUGUCCAUCAGAGUAUUCACACUGGUGAGAAACCUUAUGAAUGUAAGGAAUGUGGGAAGACUUUUAGAUUAAGGCAACAACUUGUUCGCCAUCAGAGAAUCCAUACUCGUGAGAAACCCUAUGAAUGUAUGGAAUGUUGGAAGACCUUUAGUAGUUACUCACAACUUAUUUCACAUCAGAGCAUUCAUAUUGGUGAGAGGCCUUAUGAAUGUGAAGAAUGUGGGAAGGCCUUUAGACUGCUCUCGCAACUUACUCAACAUCAGAGUAUUCACACUGGUGAGAAACCUUAUGAAUGUAAGGAAUGUAGAAAACCUUUUAGACUGCUCUCACAACUUACUCAGCACCAGAGUAUUCAUACUGGUGAGAAACCUUAUGAAUGUAAGGAAUGUGGUAAGGCUUUUAGACUUUAUUCAUUUCUUACUCAACACCAGAGAAUUCAUACUGGUGAGAAACCUUACAAAUGUAAGGAAUGUAAGAAGGCCUUUAGACAACAUUCACACCUGACUCAACAUCAGAAAAUUCAUAAUGGAAUUUGAUACAAGUAAGCCUUCAAAUGUACAUUAUGUUACAGAACAUCAGAAAAUUCGUUUUUGAGAAAAUUUGUUUCAUGCUCACAACUAAGCCUAAGUUAAAUAUAUAAUUUACCUAAAAAAAUAUGUUGCUGUAAAAGCCUUCCAUCACAUUCAAACAUUGUUUGUCUUCAGCAAAUUCAUGUGAGAGAAUAAUACAAUGAAUGUAGGAAAAUCUUUAGCCUUAUCUAUCAUUAUCUCCAUUUCACCUCUUUAUUAACAGUAUGUUGUUAGACAAGGUACUUAAACUUUUGUGCCUCAUUUUGCUCACUUGUAAAAUGGUGAUAAUAGUACCUAUGUAUAGUAAUUAUUUAUUGCUAUGUAAUAAAUUACCACAAACUUAGUAGCUUAAAGUUAUACACAUUUAUUAUCUGACACUUUCUGUGGGUCAGGAGUCUGGGUGUAACUUAGUUGAGUCCUCUGCUUCUGGGUCUCUCAAAAGGCUAAAAUCAAGGUUUCAGUCAGGGCUAUGUCUCAUCUGAAGGCUUGACUGGGAGAGGCAUCCACUUCCAACCUUAAGUGGAUGUUGGCUGAAUUCAUUUCCUUGAGGGCUGUUGCACUGGAAUCCUGUUUCUAGCUGGCUGUUGGCUGAAGGCUGAUCUCAUUCCUUGCCACGUGGGUCUCUUCAACGUGGCUGCUUACUUUAUUAAAGCUUGCAAGCCAAGAAAGCAAUAGAUCUGCUAGCAUCAUAGAAGUUACCUUCUUGUGUAAUCUAACCACUGGAGUAACAUUUCAUCGCCUAUGCUGUCUUCUACUGGUUAAAAGCAAGUUAAACUGCCCUACACCGAAGGGAAGAGGAUUACACAAGAGUAUGAACACCAGGAGGCAGGGACCAUUAGGGGCCAGUUCAGAGUCAGCCUGCCACAUUGUGUAAUAGGAUUGUUGUAAGGAAUAAGUAGUUAAUACUUGGAAAAAUAGCAGCCACAUAGCAUGUUUUCUGUAAAUAUUAUCUAUAAUUGUUAUUGUCAUUAGUAUUAGUGAAUUCAUAUGAAAGGAGUAUCCUAUAGAAGUAAUAAAUGUAGAAAUGCCUCCUGUCACUGCUCAGCACUUAUUAAACUUAAGAUAAUUUAUUCUGGAUAAAAUCUAGAGGUUAUAUUGAAUGUGAGAAGUUCUUCAUCACUUAAGUUGCAUUAGAAAUUUCACGUGGAAAAGAAACAUUAUGAAUUUCAUGAAUGUGAGGUUGUAAAGAGUACAACUUUUGAAGUAUCAAAGAGAAAAAUAGGAUAUUAUUUUCCCAUAAUAAAUCCCGAAAUAUAAAUGUUUUAUAAUCCCUAUUUUCUGACCACUGUUCAAGAUUAAUUAGAAGCUAUCAAAGAGAUGGUGAAAAGGAAACUAACCACUUGGAAAUUUAAUAUUGUGUGUGUACAUGUUCAUGUGUGUGUAUGUGUAAAGUGCUUGUAUAAAAGAAAGGAAACGUCAUUCCAUUUCAGUCAGUAUACUUUUUGAUGCUCAAAUUGCCCCAUCUUCAACCAGUGGGAGUUGGGUCUUCGGGUGUGACCCCAAUGGUAGUCUGAUAGUUUACUUGGUUAUGGCUGCCCGAUUUGGUCAGCUAUGGAAGAUGUUUGGGCCAACUCAUCAUUCUGAAAUCUAUAAAUAAGGGGGAAAAUAAGCAUUUAUUUUGCUUUUCCCAUGUGAACCAAAUUUCAGGACCACCAAAAGCUCAUCAAAUUAAAGUGUGUAGUUUUUUUUUUAAUUUAAGAAAUCAAACCAGUAAAUACAAAAAGAUUGAUACGAUUAGAAAAAUCAUCACUUUGUAGUUCCCUCAUGGAAUAAUGGAUCCAGAAAAUGAUCUUCAGUGGAUAUUAAAACUAUUAGGUGAAAGAUUUUAUAGUGACAACUUUAUAGUGGAUUUAUCAAGCUGACCGCCUCUGAACACUUUGGUCAAUUUUAACCUCUAUAAAAGUGGGACUGUCCCACAAUAGGCACCUCCAGCUAUAAUGCAAUGGGAAGUACAUGCCACUGCCUAUGAAGCCUUAUUGCCAAAAUGAUGAACUGAAGGACUCAAACCUUGAAAUCAAAUUCUUUAAAACCAAGAAUUUGGGGAAUAGAUGAAUGAAGUUAAUUUCACCACAGCCGAGCAGAUCCAGAAUGUGUAAAAUUCUGCAAAACACACGGCCUGAUUUCUUCAGCUAAUGAAUGGCGUGAAAAAGAAAGGGGCAACUGUUAACAGAUUAAAGAAGACUUAAGAGACGCAUCAACUAAACUCAGCGUGUGGGCGUUACUCGGACCUAGUUCGAACAAAAUGUUAGAACAUUGUGGAGACAGUGGGGGAAACGUGGACGUGCGCUCAGUGUUAGGUGACAUUUAGAAAUAUUAAUUUUGUUAGGGAUGAUAAUAUCAAUGUGGUUAUUAAAAAAUAAAGGAUCGUAUGUGUUAGAGACACUUACAUAUUUAUGAAAUGAUAAGCUAUCCGGAUUAGCAUUACCAUGCUCCGGCAAAGGAAAAGAAAUUGGCAAACAGAGCCAGAAAGUAGAUUGGCAAAAUGUUGAUAAUUACUAAAGUGGAGUGCUUUGUUUGUGGGGGUUCAUUGUUCUAAUAUUUGUACUUUUUUAUGUAUUUGAAAGUUUCAAUAAUAAAGUAUUUAAAAUCAAAAUGAAAUGAUUGUUAAUCAGAUGCCUGCAUAUCUAAAAUUGUCAGAUGUCACCAAAGUUCUGUUCAGUGAGAAAUUAGUGCCCUUUACUGCAUUAAUCCAGUAAGGAAACUUUGGGGGCCAUCUUCAUCUUCCUCUUCACUUAGUCGCAGCAGUCAGCACUGGACCUCUCACACAGAUAAAUGUGUGAAAGGAAUGAAUAAGCAUUUAUGUCAAGAAACUAGAAACAGCAAAAUAAAAUCAACACAAGAAGCAAAGUACAAUUAAAAGGAGAAAGUAAGGGACUAGAUAACGGUAUACUUAACCCAAUGUUAAUGACUAUAUUUUGGCAAAUCUAGUCAAGGGGAAAAAAAAGAAAGAUAAUACAUUUAGAGCAUUAAUGAUGAUAAAAGUGACAUAACUACAGAUUACCAAGGAAAUUUUUUGUUCAUAAGUUAAUACUAUAUGUAUGUACUAUAAGUAUUCCAGUACGUGUAAAAUUUAGAAGGAUUACAUUUUUUUCUAUAAGAAUGUUACCGCAGUUGACUGUUGUAUGACCCAAAUAGGCCAACAAACAAAUGUGUGUGGGUAUAAAGUUCCUGUUUAAGAAAAAGUCUGAUAGUUGUGGCCUUAAGAAACAGAUAAUCCUUAAGAUUUUACUAGUUAAUUUUACACAGCUAAGAUAAUCCUGAUAGAAAACUAGAUGAAGAUAGCUCCUAAAAAGCAAAGUGUAGACCAGCUUCAUUUAUGAAAAAUCUAUUCUUCGUAUUUCUAAAUAAGGUAUAUUUAGACUGUAUUACGAAAUCAGUCUUUGCUAAUGGGGGUCCGUGUGUGGCCUUUCCCAGGUAGCAGGUAUCUCCACACGACCUGUGGUUAACACAGCAUAAGGCCGUAACCCAACAGUCUGCGCAAGUUUGUUUCAUGGAAUGCUAGUCCUUGAUAUUUGGAAAAAAGAUUUCUUGGGAAAAAGAGUAAAUGAAGCAAAGUAUGAAAAAUCUACUUUCGGGGAAAUUCAAGUACACGUUAUCAGCUUGUCAAAAAAAGGAAAGAAAUUUUUAUUUAACACAGUGUAUCUCAAGCUUACUUCAUCGUGGAAUUCUCACUCCAGUCUCUCUUAACAUCUUUAGAAUGUGAACCACUUCGGUAGCUGCUACCGUACCCACAAUGAAUGUCUUCACAGAUGUCGUUUCGGGCAGUGCGGUGAGCGAGCGCGUUGGGAAGGGCUGAGGAAGGGCGCCUUUCUUUGCAGCUCACAUCAUGCUCUGAAAGCAGCUCCCUGUUUUUCUAUGGAGCGGAAAAGAUUCCAGCCUGGUCCUUGCUAAUAGAUAUAUAUAACGUGCUUAAGUGUUCUAUUAAACAGUGAUUAGGACAUAAAUGAUUUUUCGUUAUAAUAAAAAUGGAGUGUUGAAUACCGUUUUGUGUAUUUUCUUUAAAGAGUCGAGAAUCUCACAGGUGCAUGUAUAGAAGUGAAGUUGUUCGCUGUAGGCUGUGUGGACUUCCAGUUUCACGUGUUGCCGGAUUGUUGCCCCAUCAUUGCACCAAUUUUGAAUCCCUCCACUUAUUGAGUAUGAGUGUCCGUAUUUCCCUGCCUCGGUUACGGGUUUCAAUAUUUAGUUUCCCUGAUUACAAGUGAGUUGAGCAUCUUUUUUUCAUGUGUGUUUGUUGGCCAAUCACGUUUCCCUUACAGCGCUUUGUGAUUCAUGCG